This is a messenger RNA of Chinchilla lanigera (long-tailed chinchilla), 1820 nucleotides long. It is a transcript of the gene Cpsf4, whose product is annotated as cleavage and polyadenylation specific factor 4, 30kDa. Gene Ontology annotation, cellular component: mRNA cleavage and polyadenylation specificity factor complex. The transcript has 8 exons. Gene Ontology annotation, molecular function: zinc ion binding; RNA binding. NCBI's taxonomy places the organism in Eukaryota, Metazoa, Chordata, Mammalia, Rodentia, Chinchillidae. The record is from RefSeq and is a predicted model, not a curated record. Bases 126 to 935 code for a protein of 269 amino acids.
GGGCGGCGGCGGCGGCGGCGGCGGGCGAGGCGGAGGUGGACGGUGUGUGGCGGCGGGGGAGGCAGGAAGAGAGUGAGAGUGGCAAGACUCUAGGGGAGCCGGGCCGGGGGGCCGCCGCCGCCGCCAUGCAGGAAAUCAUCGCCAGCGUGGACCACAUCAAGUUCGACUUGGAGAUCGCAGUGGAGCAGCAGCUCGGGGCGCAGCCGCUGCCUUUCCCCGGCAUGGACAAGUCGGGGGCUGCUGUCUGUGAAUUCUUUUUGAAAGCUGCCUGUGGCAAAGGAGGCAUGUGUCCAUUCCGCCAUAUCAGCGGUGAGAAGACAGUUGUGUGCAAACACUGGCUGCGGGGGCUGUGCAAGAAAGGCGACCAGUGUGAGUUCUUGCACGAGUAUGACAUGACCAAGAUGCCUGAGUGCUACUUCUACUCCAAGUUUGGGGAAUGCAGCAACAAGGAGUGUCCCUUCCUGCACAUUGACCCGGAGUCCAAGAUCAAGGAUUGCCCUUGGUAUGACCGUGGCUUCUGCAAGCAUGGUCCUCUGUGUAGGCACCGGCACACGCGGAGAGUCAUCUGUGUGAAUUACCUCGUGGGAUUCUGCCCAGAGGGCCCCUCAUGUAAAUUCAUGCACCCCCGAUUUGAACUGCCCAUGGGAACCACUGAGCAGCCCCCACUGCCGCAGCAGACGCAGCCUCCUUCAAAGCAAAGUAACAAUCCGCCAUUACAAAGGUCGUCCUCCUUGAUCCAGUUAACGAGUCAGAACUCUUCUCCCAAUCAGCAGAGAGCCCCACAGGUCAUCGGGGUCAUGCAGAGUCAAAACAGCAGUGCAGGCAACCGAGGACCCCGGCCCCUGGAGCAGGUCACUUGUUACAAGUGUGGUGAAAAAGGACACUACGCCAACAGAUGCACCAAAGGGCACUUGGCCUUUCUCAGUGGACAGUGACAGCAGCUGGAGCCAGCUCAGAGCAGCCCAUGGGACCCUGUUGUUGGGAGUGUGCGCUUAACUGCUGAAUGUAGCGUUGGUUCAACUCCGACCAGAGCCAGCAGGCACACUCACUGGGGCUCACUGUUCUGAGGGGCCACAUCUGUUAGUUUCCUAUUAUUUUGCUUUUUUUUUUUUUUUUUUUCCUUACAAAGGGACCUGUGCUUCAGUUGGGUCUCCCAAGUUGACAUCAUGUUUGUCUAGGCAUCAGUGCCUCUUUUCUGAGACUUCCUGCACACCCACCCUAGGGGAGGGAGUAGCUGGGGAGGGGCUUGUGCUCUGAGAAGCCGUGUGUGGAAGAUGGCCUUUUUCUAGGAGGCCUCACAGAACACCAGUUUUGGUGAGCCCCAGGACCGGUGGAUCAUUCAGAGCUGUGGCCGGGUCAUGCCUGCUUCCUCCAUGUCCUGCUGAAUCCUGAAGCUGUGCCUAUCAAAGUAAUUUGAACCAAGGGAGCCAUUCCUGCAAACCCAGUACACUCACUGCCUUAGUCUGGCCCUGGGCCCAGGCAACAGCAGCUGAGAGCGAUGCAGGCCCUCCAGUUUGAGGUUCUUUUUUUCUCCUGGGUGUAUUUUCUCGUGGGGUACCUGCUUGACAGUAUUUAAGGUAUACCUUCAACCAGAGCUGCAGACCACCCUUUAAACAGCUGCCCCAGUCCAUCUGCGCCUACCUCCUGCUGAUCAAGCAUCUAUACUGUCACUCAGACACCUGUGGCAUACAGAGGAGACCGCCCUGUCCUUGAGCCUGGAAAAUGUGAAACCAUCACCUGCAACCUGCUGGGCAAGUGGGCCUAUCCAAGUUCAAUUAUAAGAACAAUUUUUACAGAGUUGAUUAAAGCUUGUUUUUUAA